GUGAAGCUAGAGACACUGCGAUGGUAAGUGCAUAUGAGACCCAGUUGGUGUAAGAGAAUGCGUAUUGGAUGUGUAUACUCAUCCUCUGCGUGGCUGAUUGAUGCCCUUCAACAACCCCAGUGGAGCAGCAUGUCCCGAUGCUCUCGAUUGAAGAGAAUCGUUCACGCAUGCUUGCACUCCCGCGGAGGUGGAUGGCUCACACCUGCGAUUGUCCAGCUCGUCGCCAACACAUUUCUGCAAACGACACGGCUCAUUCAGAAACUUGCCAUUCACAAACGCGCCGCCGUCAUUCUCGCAACGUCGAUAUAACGGGCUUCAACAACGCUCUUCCUCGCACUCUCAAUUCAGCCUUCGCAAAGGAAAGCAGCUAACUCAUACACUUAACUCUUCCUCAGCCAUGAUGACAGACGCGCUCCACGCCUUUCUCGACGAGCGACUCCGACUCUCUCUGACUGGGUCGAUUCCAGCAUCUCAGCUCGAC
Trematosphaeria pertusa is the source of this 481-nucleotide messenger RNA. RefSeq lists its product as uncharacterized. Bases 34 to 309 code for a protein of 91 amino acids. The record is from RefSeq and is a predicted model, not a curated record. Lineage: Eukaryota; Fungi; Ascomycota; Dothideomycetes; Pleosporales; Trematosphaeriaceae. The transcript has a single exon.